This is a messenger RNA of Cyprinus carpio (common carp), 5599 nucleotides long. Its product is annotated as PH domain leucine-rich repeat protein phosphatase 1-like. The record is from RefSeq and is a predicted model, not a curated record. NCBI's taxonomy places the organism in Eukaryota, Metazoa, Chordata, Actinopteri, Cypriniformes, Cyprinidae. Gene Ontology annotation, molecular function: protein binding.
GAACUCUCGCGAGAUUUGCGUUGUCCGCCUUUAGACUCCAUGAUCUGCUGCCGAGCGGCGCGCCGCGAUCGUCCCCGCGUGCGUACAUGACGCCUCCCCGCGCGUCGAGCGGCACUCGUAUCUCCGCUCAGAUGGACUAAGAGUGAUCUCGUGAGGAUGGAGAGCGUUAAACUGAAGAAGAGCGGCGCUCCGAGUGCGGCCUCGAGAGCCCCAGCAGAACACCUCGAUGAAGAAGAUGAUGAAGGCCAGAGAGCGUCGAACCCGCGUCAGACGAGCUCAGACGAGCCCCGCACCAGGAGCCAGAGCCCAGCCGAGCUCAGCAUGCUCAAUAAAGCCUGCAGGAGCAGCUCCAGCCUGCUGCUGAGGAAGAGGAGGGUGAAGAGGCACGUGUCCAGCAUCAGCUCGUCUCACAGCCGGAGUCUGGACCGGCAGACGCUGCUGAGACACAGAGCCAGUCCUCAGCUGCAGCUGUGUGACCGGCAGUGGGUCCAGCAGGACCUGCGGCGCGGCUCCGUGCACGUGUGGUCUCAGCCGGCCCGGCCCGUGCUGUGCACCGUGGAGAGCUCCGCGGCUGAGAUAGCCCAGCGCCUGCAGCAGGCCAGCGGCAAAUCCGGCUCGGUGCUGAGACUGACCGCCAAGAGCUGCCCGUCUACGGACGUGAACGGGAACUGCGACGGCGAGUACCCGCUUAGACACCUACACGCGGGGCCCGAGGGCCUCAGGGACCAGCCCAACGACCGCCUGCGGCUCCUGCUGCUGGAGAAGGACCACCGGUACCACCCGCAGGAGUACGACAUCUACCCCCCCUCCGGAGCGGACCGCGGCUCCCCACGGGACCAGGACUCCGUCAAGAGGUCCGCCGGCUCCGAUGUGGAGAGCAGCAGCGCUUGUGACGACCUGAGCUCCGGGGCCCGGUUCAGCCAGCACCGGGACUCGCUGAGCGACGACAUGAUCCUGGGCACGGAGGCCUCGGGCUUCGACAGCAGCGCCGCCGAGGGCCCGGACACAUACGGCAGCUCCUCGGACGAGCUGGAGCUGGACUGUGUGACGGAGCCCAUCCCGCCGGGCCCUGAGACGGAUGAAGCCGAGGCCGGUCUCACCGUCAGCGCCGCCGCGAGCAGUCCGGACACCGGCGGUGACGAAGCGGUCACGCCGUCCGAUUCGGACUCCAGCCCGGCUCUGUACGUUCAGCUGCACGGCGAGGCCGCCCGGCGCCUGGGGCCCGAUGAGAGGCCCCUACAGAUUCAGAAUGACUUUCUCUUUAAACUGGGAUUUAAAGACCCGUGGCGGGUCCAGGAGGAGGGGAUGAACACUGAGCUGGGAUCACUCCUGCGCUUCUACGCAGGAAAACCUCACAGCAUCGAGAGCUCCGAGCGCAUCCAGCUCUCUGGAACAUAUAACGUAAGGAAAGGAAAGCUGCAGCUGCCGGUGAACCGCUGGAGUCGACGGCAGGUGAUUUUAUGUGGCACUUGUCUGAUCGUGUCCUCAGUGAAGGCCAGCCAUACGGGCAAGAUGCACAUCCUGCCACUGAUCGGAGGAAAGGUGGAAGAGGUGAAGAAACACAGUCACUGUUUGGCCUUCAGCUCGGCGGGACCUCAGAGUCAGACCUACUACAUCAGCUUCGACAGCUUCACCGAACACCUGCGCUGGCACCGGCAGGCGGCUAAGAUGGUGUCUCAGAGGAUCAGCUCGGUGGAUCUGUCCUGCUGUAGUCUGGAGAAGCUGCCUCCUAAUCUUCUGUACAGUCAGGAUCUGACGCACCUCAACCUCAAGCACAACUUCCUUCCUGCUGACCAGACGCUGCUGCAGCUCCAGAGAUUCUCUCGCCUGCGGAGCCUCAAUCUCUCUCACAAUCAGCUCGGGAGCUUCCCGCUGCCCAUCUGCUCCAUCAGCUCACUGACCGAGGUCAACCUCAGCUGCAACCUCCUGACCUCCGUCCACCCCGACGUGGGCAACAUGAGCCAUCUGCAGACGCUGGUUCUGGACGGUAACCUGCUGUCGGCUCUCCCGGUGGAGCUGGGCCGUCUGCAGCGGCUGGUCUAUCUGGGUCUGUCCUUCAAUGAGUUCACACAGGUGCCGUCGGUGCUGGAGCAGCUGCCCGCCGUCGAGAGGCUCUGCAUGGCUGGGAAUAAAGUGUGUGUGCUGACGCUGCAGGCCUUCCGUCUGCUGACGCUCAAACACAUCGACCUGCGUCUGAAUCAGAUCUCGGCGGUGCUGCCGGACGAGCCGGAGUUUCUGCAUCACGUGACACAGCUGGACGUGAGAGACAACCGUCUGAGUGAGCUGGACGCGUCCGUCUUCCCGCGGCUGGAGGUGCUGCACUGUCAGAGGAACCGCCUCACACGUCUGCGUCUGCGCGGCUGCGCUCUCAAAGCCCUCUACGCCUCCAGCAACGAGCUGCAGGAGCUACACCUGAGCCCCGCCGCCGCCAGCCUCACACACCUGGACAUCUCCAGGAACUGCAUGAAGGCUCUUCCUGAUUGGCUGAGUGACAGCAGGAAGCUGGAGGUUCUGGACGUCAGUCACAAUCACAUCACUGAGCUUCCGUCCAGGCUGCUGUGCAGUGUGAGUCUGAGGAAGAUCCUGGCGAGUCACAACCAGCUGAAGCGUCUGCCGGAGCGUGUGGAGCGUCCAGUGCUGGAGGUGCUAGACCUGCAACACAAUCACCUCACCGAGCUGCCCUGCAACCUCUUCCUCAAAUCAGAGAGUUUGCGGUGUCUGAAUGCGUCUGCUAAUAAGCUGGAGAAUCUGCCGGCGUCCAGCCUUUCAGAGGAGAGCAGCAGCGUCCUGCAGGAGCUUUACCUGACCAACAACCACCUGACCGACAGGUGUGUGCCGCAGCUGACCGACACACCACACCUGAGGAAUGUGCACAUGGCCUACAAUGUUUUUUCACCACACCCACAGACUAAAAUGGCCAAGCUGGAGGAGCUGGAGGAGCUGGACCUGAGUGGGAACAGAAGCCUGAAGCUGCCCACCACCGUGAGUGACUGCAGACGCAUGCACACGCUAGCGGCUCACUCCAACUGCAUCGAGGUGUGUCCCCAUGUUUUUAAUUCAGCAGAACUGUGCUGUUGUGUGGAUCUGAGCUGUAACGAGCUGAGUGAGAUCACUUUACCUGACAGUCUACCUCGUGUGGUGUGUGUAAACUUCAAGUGGCUGGAUCUGACGGGAAACCUGCGGCUGAACCUGGACCACAAGACCCUCGAGCAGCUCAAUAACAUCCGCUGUUUCCGGAUAGACCCGCCCCCUUCCUCGUUCUCAGCCAAUGAGGCGGCAGGAGGGCCGGCUGUCUGGAGUCACGGCUACACCGAAGCCUCGGGCGUCAAGAAUAAACUGUGUGUGGCGGCGCUGUCGGUCAACAGCUUCUGCGGCAGCAGAGAGGCUCUGUACGGUGUGUUUGACGGCGACAGGAACGUGGAGGUGCCGUAUCUACUGCAGUGCACCAUGAACGACAUACUGGCCGAGGAGCUGCACAGGACCAGGAGCGAGGAAGACUACAUGACCAACACCUUCCUCGUCAUGCAGAGGAAGCUGGGCACAGCAGGGCAGAAGCUGGGCGGCUCGGCGGCGCUCUGUCACAUCCGGCACGACCCCACUGACCCCGCCGGCUGCUUCACCCUCACCGCCGCUAACGUGGGCAAGUGUCAGGCGGUGCUGUGCCGCGACGGCAAGCCGCUGCCGCUGUCACUGCUGCACAACAUCAGCAUCAAGGAGGAACACAACCGCGUGCAGCAGCAUAAAGCCAUCAUCACUGAGGACAACAAAGUGAACGGCGUAACGGACUCCACACGCAUCAUGGGCUACUCCUUCCUCUACCCAGCAGUCUUACCACUUCCGUACGUCACCACGCUCCCGCUGACCCCCAGAGAUGAGUUCUUCAUCCUGGGCAGCAGAGGUCUGUUUGAGGUCUUGGACCCCAGCGAGGCGGUGGAAGCCAUACGGAAGGUUCCCGAUGCGCUGGCGGCCGCUAAGAAGCUGUGCACGCUGGCGCAGUCGUACGGAUGCACCGACAGCCUCAGCGCCGUGGUGGUGCAGCUCAAUGUGGCCGAAGACUGCUGCUGCUGCUGCUGCGCGGCGUCCGCUGAGCCCGGCUCUGGAAGCAUGCAUGCGCCGCCGCAGCCCCCGCCGAGCCCCGGCCCGGGCCUGUACCCAGCCUCCUGCAGCGAGAUCAGCUCCGAGGUCAGUGCGUCCGAGAUGAGCUCCGAAGUGGGAUCCACUGCAUCCUCGGACGAGCCGCCGCUCCUGCUGCAGGACACACACAUACACCUUCACCCGCAGAGCCACCCGCCGCAGCUGAACCCGCGCCUCCCCUGCUGCUCGCUCCACCUCGCGCCCAACUCCGGAAGCUCCUUCCAGAGGCAGCUGUCCAGCGCCACCUUCUCCAGCGCGCUCUCGGACAACGGCCUGGACAGCGAGGAUGAGGAGCCCAUCGCCGGCGUCUUCUCCAACGGCAGUCGGGUGGAAGUAGAAGCCGACGUCCACUGUCUGCUGCCGCCUCCACCUCCUCCACCCUGCACCCCAGAAGCCCCGGAGAAGCUCCCGGAGGAGGCCGGGAAUCUUGCGGGAGCUGACGCUUGGAGCAAAACCUUAGGGAGGCGGAGGGGAAACGGCUCGGUGGCGCCGCAGGAGCAGAGCCACAACCUGAUCGAGGUGGCGACUGAAGCUCCUUCUAAGAAACCUGGGGGUUACUUCACAGCGCCGUCUCAACCCGACCCCGACGACCAGUUCAUCAUCCCUCCGGAGCUGGAGGAGGAGGUGAAGGAGAUCAUGAAGCAGCAUCAGCAGGACAAGAGCGAGCGGCCGGCGGACUGCUGCGACACGCCGCUCUGAAGCCGUCGCUGCAUUCGGUCGUCAUCUGCUCAGCCUGAUCUUCUUGCUCCUAACCCACAGCUCUUGAACGUAGGGCUGGGCGAUAUAGCAAAAAGUAAAAUCUUGAUAACAAAGUCAACUUAAAAAAAGCUUUUUUUCGAGUGCACCACACGUGUUAGAAGUCAAGUCAAAACGUCAAGGCAAUUCUAAUCAAAAUGACUCGAAGUGUAACAGCAUCAGUGUGCGAUUAUUAACAGUGAAUGAAAAUAGCAGCAGCUUUCAGUCUGUCAGCAACAUGCAAAAAUCUAAUAUCAGACAUGCACGUGUUCUUCUAUGUGAACAUGCGCUCGACGGACGUGUUUGAGCAUUGUGCUCGCGUCUUUGUGCACAUGAAAUGUGGCGCUCAGGUUAAAAGCAGCUCGAGUCGAGUCUCUUAACCUUGUGUUGUUCCUGCUCCACUGCAGCGCCUCGUGUUUCAGCGCAGAAACAAAUUCUGUGAAUAUCUGCAAUAUGUUACACUCCUUCCAAGAGCGCGUCGCACACUUUAUCAGCUGUUAGCACUGGCAGAUCAUCAGCGUGUCUAAUUCUAACGUCUGCUAAUACUUUUAUUCAAACCCGGGAAUCCUCAUAAAAUCAUUACAUUCAAAUGAAUUGAUAAAAUCGCCCAACCCUACACGCAGACUUUCACCCAAAACUAAAACUCAUUUCUUGCACUAAUGCUGCUGCUGUGGAGAGAAUCAGAAACGCUUGCUGAGUAAAUGAAGACUGAAUGAAGUGGACAGAGCGG